AAGUUCGUCAUGACUCACACCAACCUUACCAUCUUCCAUCCUACAAUUUUUGUCUUACUCGGCAUUCCUGGGUUGGAGGCAUAUCACAACUGGCUGUCUAUACCCCUCUGCCUCAUGUAUAUCACUGCAGUCCUGGGAAACAGCAUCCUGAUAGUGGUCAUCAUCAAGAACAUUAAUCUUCAUGAGCCCAUGUAUUUUUUCCUUUCCAUGUUGGCUAUGACGGACAUCAUGCUGUCUACCACUACUGUACCCAAAGCCCUAGCCAUCUUUUGGCUCCAUGACCAUGAUAUUGCCUUUGAUGCCUGUGUUACUCAAGUUUUUUUUGUCCAUGUGAUGUUUGUGGGGGAGUCAGCGAUCCUAUUAGCUAUGGCCUUUGAUCGCUUUGUGGCCAUCUGUGCUCCUCUGCAUUAUUCAACAGUGCUAACAUGGCCUGUUGUGGGAAGAAUUGCUCUGGCCAUUGUGAUCCGAAGCUUCUGCAUCAUCUUUCCAGUGAUUUUCUUGCUGAAGCGGCUGCCUUUCUGCCGGACCAACAUCAUCCCCCAUUCCUACUGUGAGCAUAUUGGAGUGGCCCGCUUAGCCUGUGCUGACAUUACUGUUAAUAUCUGGUAUGGUUUCUCAGUGCCCAUUGUCAUGGUCAUCUUGGAUGUAAUCCUCAUCACUGUGUCUUACUCGCUGAUCCUCCGAGCAGUGUUUCGUUUACCCUCCCAGGAUGCCCGGCACAAGGCUCUCAGCACUUGUGGCUCCCAUCUCUGUGUCAUCCUCAUGUUUUAUGUUCCAUCCUUCUUUACCUUACUGACCCACCGCUUUGGACAUAACAUUCCUCGACAUGUGCACAUCCUGCUGGCCAAUCUUUAUGUGGUGGUGCCACCAAUGCUCAACCCCAUUGUCUAUGGUGUGAAGACUAAGCAGAUCCGGGAGGGUGUAGUCCACCAGUUCUUUGACAUCAAGGCUCGGUGUUGUGCUUCACCUCUGAACUGA
Molecule: messenger RNA, 978 nt
Organism: Artibeus jamaicensis (Jamaican fruit-eating bat)
Lineage: Eukaryota; Metazoa; Chordata; Mammalia; Chiroptera; Phyllostomidae
Product: olfactory receptor 52B2
Exons: 1
Coding region: 10-978 (322 amino acids)
Biological process (GO): G protein-coupled receptor signaling pathway
Cellular component (GO): membrane
Molecular function (GO): olfactory receptor activity; G protein-coupled receptor activity
Source: RefSeq, a predicted model, not a curated record